Sceloporus undulatus (fence lizard) is the source of this 630-nucleotide messenger RNA. It is a transcript of the gene FEV, whose product is annotated as FEV transcription factor, ETS family member. The record is from RefSeq and is a predicted model, not a curated record. The coding region runs from base 1 to 630 and encodes 209 amino acids. Gene Ontology annotation, cellular component: nucleus. Gene Ontology annotation, biological process: cell differentiation; regulation of transcription by RNA polymerase II. Lineage: Eukaryota; Metazoa; Chordata; Lepidosauria; Squamata; Phrynosomatidae. The transcript has 3 exons. Gene Ontology annotation, molecular function: sequence-specific DNA binding; DNA-binding transcription factor activity, RNA polymerase II-specific.
AUGAGACGCGGCGCCGCCCGGACCCUCCUGCUCGAUAUGUACCUGCCAGACCCAGUGGGCGAAACUCUGUUCAAGGAAGGCAAGAGCCAGGCGUCGUGGGGCUCCCUGGGGCCAGGCGUCCAGAAAGGCAGCGGGCAGAUCCAGUUGUGGCAAUUUCUGCUGGAACUGCUUUCGGACCGGGCCAACCUGAACUGCAUCGCCUGGGAAGGCACCAAUGGUGAAUUCAAACUCCUGGAUCCUGACGAAGUGGCACGGCGCUGGGGUGAGCGCAAGAGCAAGCCUAACAUGAACUAUGACAAACUCAGCCGGGCCCUACGCUAUUAUUAUGACAAGAACAUCAUGACCAAGGUGCACGGAAAACGCUACGCUUAUAAGUUUGACUUCCAAGGCCUUGCCCAAGUCUGCCAGCCAGCAACACCUGAUCAUACCCUCUACAAAUUCCAGGCCCCCCUACCAUUCUCUGGGAUUUCCAAACUCAACAUUAUGGCCUCGGGUGUGACCCCGACCAGCUUCUCCUAUUGGCCAGGUUCUACCCCAACCUUGUAUCCCAGCCAUGGCUUGCAGCCUUCAGCCCCUUUUGGUACCAUGGCAGCCUCCCACAUCAAUAACAUGAACAGCCACUACCACUAG